UUUUUCUUUCGAGUACCGUUCUCUUCUCUCAAAAGUAAACCCUAGUCUUUUUUCAGAUCUGUGACCGGGAAGUCACUCCGGUAGUUGGCGCUUCUCGCCGACGCCGUGAGUGGUUUCCCCUUUCGUUUUGUGCUUUUGUUUUAUGGUUCUGCUUUUCAUCUUUCUCUUGUAUUUCAUUGGAGAAAAGUUUACUUUGGUGGAAAUAGUAGAUCUUCACGGCGAGGGUGUUUGGCUAUGUUGGUGGUCAGCUUCUCCAGAGAGGAUUGUUGUUGGGUGUCCGAGAUCUGUAGAUCUGGCGGGUGCUCUGUUCUUGUUGGCGGAUCUCGAGGUUUGGUUCUUCGUGAAUCCAUGGCCAUGGUCUCCUCUGUUUCUGUUGUUCGAUUGGUGUUUCUUUGAGAAGUUAAGCCUCGCUCCUCGCAUUUUGAAGACUUCUAGUUUGACGUUCUUGGGCGUAUCAACGUCGUCGUCACUUCCGGAAAUGAGUGGUCUUGCUUGCCGUGUUAUGAAAUCCCUGGUCCUUGGUUACAAGAGAUUGGCUCUCAUCGUGUUAGGAGGUGGUUGAUGUUAUUCUUGAGUUGGCCGUGGGCAUCCUUGGUAAAUCUCAUUCGUUUGUGCGGUAGAAGAAUAGGUUCUUUGCUCUCUUCGUUCUAUUGUUUCCUUUAAAGUCUUUUGGUCGGUUGCUUGUGCUUUUAGAUUAAGGUUGUUGUUUCCUUUCGUUUUUGUUAUCAAAUGCUGGUGUUAUGUUUGGUUCUACAUAGUUUCCCGAGAAAUUUUGUUUUCCUCCGACCUUAGUUUCCGGAGACAUUCUUGUAGUCCGCCGGCUUAAGCCUCCCCUUUAUUGGGUGUAGUAUUAUAUCUUGUAUCCUAGCUUGGUUGGAAC
This is a messenger RNA of Camelina sativa (false flax), 880 nucleotides long. The record is from RefSeq and is a predicted model, not a curated record. NCBI's taxonomy places the organism in Eukaryota, Viridiplantae, Streptophyta, Magnoliopsida, Brassicales, Brassicaceae.